UUAGUUUAAAAAAAAUUUGCAAUGUAUACCUUUGUGGUUGUAUGACGAAGCUUGCCUGGACAAGACAUUAGGGGAUCACAUGUUAAGCUGAAUCGACGGCUUUAAAUUAUUAGGGGGAUUCUCUUGCGCAAAUUCUUGCAUCCUAGUAACACACAGCUGCUAUACCACAGCCGAUGACAUCAUAACACAUACAUUACCACCGAACAGAACUCACCACACUUCUACAUCAACCCACUAAACAUAAAGUAUGGUCCGCUGAGCAGGUUCAACACAUUUGGUCACACACAGUUCGCACGUCAACAAUCAUCUACAAGACAUUCGUUUACACACAACCGUGCUGAUACUUCCGACUCGUCUGCGCGCCUAACUUGGAUCGGCCGUGAUCUUGAACGUUUUCGACAUCGCUUCGUUCCACAUUGAUCCCGCAUUUGUUUCCCUAUUUGAAUAAGUUUCCAUUUGGUGUAACCGGAAUUUGUAUUACAAAUAAAUUAACACUUAUUUCCUAUCCGCUCAAAUAAUGCUUUUAAUUAGUAACAUAAAUCGCGAGUGUUAGUGACUUAUAAAGCUUAAAUGCAGUGGUCUGAUUCUCACUUGGCUGUGCACCCAAGUAUUCAUGGUCCUUCGAGCCGAAAAGACAGGCACUAUAAACUUACAGCCACAAGAAAACCACAAAAUAAAAGAAAAACAAACUAGUGCAGUGAAGUGCAGUAAUAUACAUAUGUACAUACAUAUAUGUAUAAUUGUAUGGUGACCCACGAAAAAACAAUAAUAAAAACAAAAAACCCAAACAACACAGUGCAGUGACCCAACCAGAACCAAAAUUAAAAAAAAAAAAAAAACAACACCCAUAUAUUUAUAUACAUACAUAUACAACAAAUAGACAAAAAAGUGCAGUGUCGCAACAAAAAAGAAAAACACGUAUGUAUAUCUGUAUAUUACUUAACUAAAGUGGUGACGAAAGAAAAAAAAAAAAACAAUUGUAUAUCAAAACCAAAUUGAAUAUGGAUGAAAUUCCUAAUUAAACAAAAAAACAUUAACACAUGUUAAAAUUUCGAACCCACAAAACAAAAAUUAUAUAAAAACAAAACAGUGGAAAUAAACUAAAAACAAACACUAUUCGGGCGCAAAACCUAAAAGCAUAAAUCGGGCGCGAAAUCUAAAAAUGCCUAAAACAAUAAAACACAACAAAAAUACAAUAAGACAAUAAAAUACAACAAUAAUACACAACAACGGAAAAAACGGGCGCGAACAUUAAAACAAAUAUAUAUACAACAAAAUAACAACACAAGCAGGUAGCCAGCUGGAGCACAAGAAGGAGAAAAAACUAAGAAAAGGGAAAAACGAAGAAGCCGGCCAAUUUGAAGACUAGAAGAAGAGGAAAACAGGAAUUGACGAUAAAACUCUUAUAUACAUUUACACAUAUGUAUAUAUUAUACCCCCCAAUAUACCCCUUGCGGGAGGAUGAAGUGAGUUGUAUCGAUUCCAUUUAAUAUUAUUGUAUAUUAUGCACGUAUGUAUGUAUGACUAAAAUUACAGUUUUAUAUAAUCAUACAUAAAACAUGUAAUAAAAAAUCCCUUUGGUUAAAAUAACGAAACUGGUAUAAAACGGUAAGAAUUUACGCUUUGAUUUCUAGAAAAGAUCAAAAUACUAAUAUAAAAUAUAUAUAUAUAUUACCAAAUAUACUAUAUAUGUAUAUAACAAUCAGAAAAACAAAUUCAAGACUUGCAAAUUUGUUCGGCAAUACCCCUUAUGUUUAACAAAACAAUAAGCAGGAUUGCAAAAACGAAAUAAGCAAAGGCAUAAAAAAAAAAGAGAGAAGAAAACAUACAUACAUACAUAUAUGCAUAUUUUCUUACUUCUCCAUGCAUAAUUUUAAUAUACAUACAAACAAACUGCAUAUACAUAUGUAUGUUGAUAUCAAUAACAUUAACAAAGUGCAUAACAAACAAUUUGUCUUACAAACAUACAUAAAGGGCAUAUGGUAGCAUUUCCUCUCUUCCCAGUGCGAACAUACAGACAUACAUAUAUACUUAUAAUCAUACGGCAUAAAAUCUGCCUGUAAUUUAAUACCCUACACCGAGUACUACCUCCUACUUUAUUAAAAUUAUAAAUUUUAAUUAGUUUUUCAAAAGAAAGGGUAAUUAUCGUAACAUUUCUUAAAUAAUACGAUAAAAUAACACUGUUUAUUUUGGUAAUAGGAAAUAAUUAUUCAAACUAAAACAAAUAAAAAUUAUUUGAACAAAAUAAAGAAAACAAAUAGAUAUUGGUACAUAUAAAACUGUAUGUAACUAUCACGGGUAUUGUCACUUGCGAAGCGAAUUUAUUUGGCGAAGCGAACGCUUUGGCGAACAUACCCUAAAUUUGCAUUGUGAAUGGCGAAUGAACGUAUUCGCUAAAAUAUGUCGUUGCCAUUCAUGAAAAAAGUAGCGCGUUCAUCCGAAUUUGACAUUUGUGUCAUUUAUACUUAAAAAUAUUUAUUAUUAUAUCAACUGAAAUUCGAAAAUAUGUUUAUUAACGCGGAUCUGUAUUUUGAGGAUAAUUACGAUGUGGAAACGCGAACUAAUCUUCUUCGACAGCGCCGUUUUAUUAGAGAUAAUUCUAAUCCUACAGAGCUACCUAACACGGUAUUUGUUGCGAAUUUCCGCUUAAACAAGGGCGCAUUUAUGUAUGUGCUGGAUAAAAUCAAAGACAAAUUUCAUUGUCGGAUGUCGUCUUCCAUAACGCCGAUGUUAAAAUUGUGUGCCGCGCUCAGAUUUUUUGCACAUGGCAGUUACCAACAAGCUAUAGGGAAUGAAUUUCAGUUGGGACUUGCUCAGCCAACAGUUUCCCUUAUUUUAAAAGAGAUCAUACCCAUUUUGGAAAAUGAAAUUUGUCGUACCCAUAUAAGCGUAGAUAUGAGUGAAGAAGAAAAGCAGCAGGCAAGAAGCAAAUUUUAUUCAAGAUCGGGAAUACCAAAUGUAAUAGGCUGCAUCGAUGGAACCCAUAUUGCGAUUUAUGCUCCUACCACAAACAAACACCUCUAUCUAAACAGAAAAGGAUUUUUUAGCAUAAAUGCAAUGAUUGCUUGUGAUCAUGAUAUGAAUAUCCGUUUUGUGGAUGCUAGAUAUGCUGGUUCUACACACGAUUCGUUCGUAUGGAACAAUAGUUCUCUAAAGGCAUGUUUAGAGGCAGCGCAUCAAAACGGAGAUCAGAACUCUAUUUAUUUAGGUGACUCCGGAUACCCACUAAGCCCUUAUUUAUUAACACCUUUCCGUCAUGCAGAAUCUGGAACUAGGGAGUCAAUUUUUAAUAAAAAGCACUCGAAAGCGAGAAAUGUUGUUGAACGUACGAUUGGAGUUUUGAAAUGCCGUUUCAGAUGUCUUCUGAGUGAUAGAAAAAUGCGCUACGAUCCUGCUAAAGUAACAUCCGUUAUUAAUAUAUGCUGUGCCUUGCACAACAUUUGUAAAAAAUUUAGAAUCGGUGAUCCGGAGGAGGCUGAAACCUUCUUUGAUGCCGUUGUACCAUUGGAACCAAUUAAUGAAAAUGGCAAUGGUUCACCAGGAGAGCGCCGCAGAAGACAAAUUGCUGAUGCUUUGAUGUAAAUGAAACUAUCCCGACUUCAGUGAAUAAUAUAUUGCAUUCUUGCAACUUCAUCAAUUUUUUUUCCAUUCUUGCCAUUUUGUUGGAAAGAUUGUCUUGGACUUCGGCUUGCUUUUCCAACGCUUUCAUCCGAAUUACUUCACGUUCCUCUACUGUCAUUCUAGGACGGCUGCUUGAGGAUUGCGAAGCCAAAUCCAUGGCUCGUUGUGUUUCCUCGGUCGUGCGCUCUUCUGGCU
Molecule: messenger RNA, 3816 nt
Organism: Bactrocera neohumeralis
Lineage: Eukaryota; Metazoa; Arthropoda; Insecta; Diptera; Tephritidae
Product: putative nuclease HARBI1
Exons: 4
Coding region: 2506-3582 (358 amino acids)
Source: RefSeq, a predicted model, not a curated record